Molecule: messenger RNA, 1356 nt
Organism: Neolamprologus brichardi
Lineage: Eukaryota; Metazoa; Chordata; Actinopteri; Cichliformes; Cichlidae
Biological process (GO): regulation of transcription by RNA polymerase II
Cellular component (GO): nucleus; transcription regulator complex
Molecular function (GO): DNA binding
Source: RefSeq, a predicted model, not a curated record
GGCAGCAGCUGCUGGGCGGAAAAGGCGGGAGAAGACUGCCGCUUCCGCGUCCGCGCAGCACAGACGACGCUGGGGCAAAAUGGACGAUAAGUUAAUAUUGGCUGUAUUUAAUUACCCGGAGCUUUACAAUGUUACACUGCCGAAUUACCGCUGCACGGAAAGUCGGACAAAUGCCUGGAGAAGCAUCAGCAUGGAGCUGGGACUUCCGACCGAGGAGUGCAAAAGAAGAUGGAAGAACAUGAGAGACAGGUACCUGAAGGAGGUCCGAAUGGAGCUUAAAAGCAAGAAGCAGGGAGAAAACGUUCAAAGCAAAUGGAAAUACAGACAACUUAUGAACUUCAUCGCGCCGUUCACUGGGUCAAGAAGUGGACUGCAGGAAAUCUCUGCCAACAAUGAUGAGGACCACGACAACCCUGGAGACUCUAGCAACGUGGAUGGAGAAACCGCUUUGUCAGAGGCAAUCAAAACACCACAGAGUGCUGUAAAGGUCCCCGCGAGUCUGCCCGACCUCAAACCACAGGUGACAUUUGUAACGCAGGUACCUCCAGCGACUCAGGACACACAGGUGGCUCAGCUGGCCGUUCUGGCCAAGAUACCAUCACCCCCACAGGUCUCGCCUGUCACUGGCGUUACUGGACAGAAACGGAAACAGACCCAAGAGCCGCCGUCUGCACCUUCCUCCCAAAGUACGCCCAUGCCGACAAAAUGGUUGGUCAAAGACAAUGUCCCCUCUUUUCCCACUAAGCCGCGGGACGAGGAUGAACUGUUCCUGCUGAGCUUUGUUCCCGCUCUGAAGAGACUCGCUCCACAGAAGAGGUGUGAGACAAAAAUAAAGAUCCAGCAGAUUAUGUACGAGGCAGAGUUCAACGUUACACAUUCAGAGUCUCAAGAAAAGAAGGUGGAGACAGAAACACAGCACUGAUUACAUUUAAACUUUUAAAAAAUACUUUAUUGUAUUUCUUUUAUAUAAACCUCUGCCACAGAAUUAGUAAAAGUGGUAGAUAUUGAAGACAUUUUUAUGUGAAGUAGUUUGUUUCCCCCUGAGUAGUGUAUUUAUUAGGCAAUAAAGACUUGGAGGGAAUGAAGUCAUUAGAUUUACACCAUAAACAGACAGUUAAUCUUUAUUUACAUAACUUUAUUACCAAUAGAUUUCAAACAUAUUUCGAAAAAGCUGUUUCUUAGUCAACCAGUCUUCAUUUUUACUCUGUAAUAAUUACAGUAUUUUACAUGUAAUUACAAUUGCAUACAGUAAACUGAUGAGAAUAAAUGCGUAGGUGAACACUGUUUAAUGAAUGACUCUUUCUGCUUACAUGCUUCUUUUUAAAUCUAAAAUAAAGAUUCUUGUAUUCUGAAAAA